AUGCUGAGAAAAAUCGAAUUUUCCAUAAGCAUCGGAAAUAUUUUCGGCGUCGCCCCUUUAAUAGACUUCAACUCGACGACCAUCAGAAAAAGGCGCUUGUACAGAUCGUACGCGGUCUCGUACUACCUAAUCAUUCAGCUAAUACAAAUCUACAGCAUCUAUCAGUUGCUAGCCCCGGGCUCCAGCCACAACAUCUACGCCUUUUCGCUGUUCGCCGAGGUCCUGCGCGACAUCCUGGACUCUCUAAACUGCUUCAUCACCUUCAUCGGAUCGUCCUUUUGGAACGCCCGCAAGUGGAUCGAGCUGCACAGAAAGAGCAAACGCAUUCAGCAAUCGAUGCGACCAAAACCGAACUCGUUCGUGAGGAACUACAAAAAAUUACUAACAAUCAAUCUAAUCACAUGCACCCUCGUUUCUCUAGUAGCUAACAUGUUUUGGUGUAUUCGUGAUGGUUAUAUCGUACAGAGCAAAUACUUCAUCAAAUACGUAUGCAUGAGUAUUCAGCAAGUGCAAUUAUCGAUCGCUUUUUCGUAUAUUUAUUACGCCUAUUUGCAGUAUAAGGAGUUGAAUAGCACAUUCGUGCGGCAAUUCAGGAUGAAAUGUCUGCUCAGCGGGUCCGUUGAUAAAAUGUUCAGGCAAUUGCGCGAGUUAAUCGCCGAUAUUAAUUCGUUGUUCGGCAUUCAAAUAUUCCUUACUAUAAUUUCGAAUAGUAUUUUAACGUUGCACGGGAUGGAAGUGGUUACAGCGCCGUCGUGGAAACAUUCCACCGAUGCUUUGGCGAAUAUUAUGGUGGUGUUUUCCUUCAUAAUCCUGCCGAUUCUGGUGAUAUUCGCCGCCGAUUGGACGGCCGCGGAGUCGCAGAAACUGAUCGCCCUGUGCUACGAAUUCCAAGAGAACUAUCCCGUUUUCAGCAGGGAGAAACAGGAAUUGCUGAAUCUGGUCGAACACGUGCGGGCCACCAAACCCGCUCUCACCGCCGGCCAUUUCUUCGAUCUCAACUACAAGACGCUGUUCACCCUUUCGGGCACAAUCAUCACCUAUUUUUUCGUUUUAAUGCAAUUUAAUUCGACAUUCGGCUAUUAA
Messenger RNA from Phyllotreta striolata, 1083 nucleotides. NCBI's taxonomy places the organism in Eukaryota, Metazoa, Arthropoda, Insecta, Coleoptera, Chrysomelidae. The record is from the annotation of a GenBank genome assembly.